This is a messenger RNA of Pseudocercospora fijiensis CIRAD86, 791 nucleotides long. RefSeq lists its product as uncharacterized. Gene Ontology annotation, molecular function: proton-transporting ATPase activity, rotational mechanism. NCBI's taxonomy places the organism in Eukaryota, Fungi, Ascomycota, Dothideomycetes, Mycosphaerellales, Mycosphaerellaceae. Bases 267 to 755 code for a protein of 162 amino acids. Gene Ontology annotation, cellular component: proton-transporting V-type ATPase, V0 domain. The record is from RefSeq and is a predicted model, not a curated record. The transcript is spliced from 5 exons. Gene Ontology annotation, biological process: proton transmembrane transport.
GGCGGCGCUGUCAGGGCGUUGGGAGGAGUUCGCUUCGGCUACUCCGACUGUCCUGUUCUGUGGAAGUGUGGUCUGCAAGUCGACAGACCGCGCUAACCGAUCUCGAUCUCCAACCCAAGUCAAGCUCAUGAACACAUGCAUUAUUGCCCAGCUGCCACCACUUCGAUUCUUCUUCGACCACUCUCCCAUCGACCCAUCACCACACACAGGACUUGGCGCGCACACGCUUCGACUGCUACGCUUUAAUCCCCGCGAUCCCUCUCACGAUGGCGGACUCGGAGCUCACGCCCAAGUUUGCGCCCUUCUUAGGCAUGGGUGGCAUAGCUUUCGCCAUGAUCUUUGGCUGUGUGGGCGCGGCAUACGGCACAGCGAAAUCAGGUAUUGGCAUUGCGAAUGUCGGUACCUUCAGACCGGAUCUCAUCAUGAAGUCCCUGAUUCCAGUCGUCAUGUCUGGUAUUAUUGCAGUCUACGCGCUCGUGGUAGCUGUGUUGAUAGCUGGAAACAUGAAGCCUCCGCCAGACCAGCACUACAGUCUGUACAAUGGAUGCAUGCAUCUUGCUUGCGGACUUUCGGUUGGGCUCACAGGACUUGCGGCGGGAUACGCAAUAGGCGUCGUGGGAGACUCGGGUGUACGCGCGUACAUGCAGCAAUCGCGGAUCUUUGUGGGCAUGGUGCUCAUCCUCAUUUUCGGAGAAGUCCUCGGACUCUACGGCUUGAUCGUGGCGUUGAUUCUUAACACGAGAGCUUCUGGUUGAGAAGGAUAGUUGUUAAAUCCAAUUAUUGUACUGCCU